Lotus japonicus is the source of this 1569-nucleotide messenger RNA. RefSeq names its product replication protein A 70 kDa DNA-binding subunit C-like. The coding region runs from base 1 to 1569 and encodes 522 amino acids. The record is from RefSeq and is a predicted model, not a curated record. Gene Ontology annotation, molecular function: DNA binding. Gene Ontology annotation, biological process: DNA repair; DNA replication; DNA recombination. The transcript is spliced from 10 exons. NCBI's taxonomy places the organism in Eukaryota, Viridiplantae, Streptophyta, Magnoliopsida, Fabales, Fabaceae. Gene Ontology annotation, cellular component: nucleus.
AUGGCUAACUCUUUCUCUCUGGGUAUUGUUAAUGCCUUGUGUCCACCCUCUCAAAUUUGGAGUGUGAUAGUGAGGGUAGUCAGGCUUUGGACUGUGUACACAUGUAAUGGAAAUGGAGUACUAAAAUCAGUGGAGAUAAUUCUUAUGGAUCAAUAUGGAGGCAAGAUUCAAUGCUCUCUAAGGAGAGAAAUGUAUGUUAAAUGGGGACAAACAUUCAUGGAAGGGAAUGUAUAUAAGAUAACUUUUGGUCGGUUGGUGCCUAAUUUGGGACCUUUUCGUGCAACUGAACAUCCCUUCAAGAUUCUUCUUAAUCAUGAUUCUAUUGUUGUCCCAUGUGAGAACACUUUGAUUCCGAUGUGGGGUCUUUCUCUAAAGAAUUCAGAACAAGUAAAUAUGGCUUGUGGACGGUCAGAUUGUUUAGUUGAUUUUAUUGGGUUGCUCACAUGUAUUGUUGAAGAAAGGACUUGUGUUAAAAAAGGGAAGAUGUCUAAGAUGAUGAUCAUAGAGCUUGCUGAUGACAAGGGGAGAGUUCAAUGUGUUUUGUUUGAAGAGCAUGCCAAAUUUGUCACGGACUAUCUGUCUAUUCAUUCUACUGAAGAAGCAAUCUUGGUUUUCCAGUUAGCCAAAAUAAAAAAAUUCAGAGGGAAAAGUGUGCUUCAAGGUGUAGUGGGUGCAACGAGGCUAAGUUUUAACGCUCAAAUCCCGGAGGUUUUAUCAUUCUGGAAUGAGAUUAUGGUGACUGAUACUCAGUUUGCUGAUGAAGCUGGGUUUAAUAUGAUUGAAAAUUCUGUUGUUUCAGUGUAUGAUGAUUUUAUUAAGAAUCAUCCAAGAAAAACUGUGAAAUCAUUGAAUGAAACGAUUGAGGAUGGAGAUUUUGUUGUUCGAGCGAAGAUAGUUACACUUUUGGAAGAUGAUAGCUGGUGGUACCUAGCUUGCAAGUGCUCUCGUGCAGUUAUGAAUGAGAAUGGGCAUUAUUACUGUUCUGGCUGCUUUAGACUUGUUAAUUAUGUUGCUCUUAGGUUUAGGAUUAAGCUACAAGUCUCUGAUGGGGUAGAUUCUGCUGAUUUUGUGAUGCCCGAUUCAAUUGCUGAAAAUCUGCUAAAGAAAACAUGUAGUCAGAUGCUAAAUGAAGUUGAGGAUCCGAACUGCACUCGUGCUACCACUGUUAUGCAGGAAGGGUUGGUUGGAAGGGAUUUGCUAUUUAAGGUUGAGAAGAAUUUGGUUAAUGUGUACAACUUUGAGGAUCCAUAUACUGUGAAACGUGUUUGUGAUGAUUUUGAUCUUAUGGAAGUGUUUAUGGCAAAUUCAUCUGUUGAGACUCCCAUUAUGGCAAAGUUCCCCAGUUCAUUUUCUGAGUUGAACCUUGAUGAUUAUGAGAUAGAUAUGAAGUUAUUGGGAAGCCCUCCUGAUUUAGUGGUCCCUGUGAUUGUGAAGCCAGCUAUUGAAAGGAGCACUACAGAAUAUGGUGGUUGCUCAAAAUCAUUCAAGAGAAAGCUAGAGGAUGAAUUUGUUGUGGAGGAAGAAUUUCAGAAUGUGAAGUUUAAGGAGUGCAAGUAUGGAACAGAUUAG